AACCCGUAAAUACCCUGCGGCAUUUUUCCCCGUCUGGGGAAAAAAAAGAGUGGUAUCGCUUUAAAUACUAAUACGAUACCUUAUCUAGAUUAUUCUGGCUCCUCCUUUCUUCUGCUCAUCAGUACAUCUGCCAUUUUUUCAGGACAUAAAAUCUGGAGCAAGAGGCCUGGUGAAACAUGACUCACAAUCCGGUGAUCCUUCAGUUCAAGUUCUCGAACUAUGGAGAUUCCAUGUUGCAGAAAAUGAACACCCUGAGGAAGCAGAGCCGGUUUUGCGACGUAACGGUACACAUUAACGACCUGGAGGUGCCGGGGCACAGGGUGGUGUUUGCGGCUGGUUCUCCGUUCCUGAGGGACCAGUUCUUCCUGAAUGAUUCGAAGGAAGUCAAGAUCUCUAUGUUCCAGGACUCGGAGGUUGGGAAGCAGCUGCUGCUGUCCUGUUACACGGGGGCUCUGGAGUUCCCCGAGCUGGAACUUGUCAACUACUUGACCGUGGCCAGCUUCCUUCAGAUGGGGCACAUCGUGGAGCAGUGCACCCGGGCCUUGUCCAAGUUCAUCAAGCCGAGAGACGCCCUGAAUGACGAGAGGCGUCCCAAGAGCCCCGAGAAAGCAACCGAGUUGCCUGCUGAGCCCGUGGCGGUGGACGUGGACGAAGAAGAAGAGGAGGAGGAGGAGGAGGAAGAGGAGGAGGAGGAGGAGGACGACGAGGUCAUCGUGCAGCCCAGGUCUCCGCCGCCGCAGCCGGAGGAGGAAAACCCGGACGGCGAGGAGGACGGCGCCAUCACCAUCGUCAAGGUGGAGUCCAUCGCGGAUGUUUCCAACAGCAAGCUGCAAAAUCACUUCCCCAGCCCUGUCCCGGCAGCGUCUCUCCACAGCCCCGAGCCCCAGCACUCCCUCAUCAACUCCACCGUCGAUACCCGGAUGGGGGACAUAGUGGCACAGCAGUCUCAAAGCUACAGCGUCACUACCAACACCGCUGCCCUGCUUUCUGGGAAAACUGCAUUUGGGGGGCACUUGAGAUCCUCGGACAAGGGCCUCCAGUGGUACCACCAGUGUCCCAAGUGCGCCCGGGUCUUCCGCCAGCUGGAGAACUACGCCAACCACCUGAAAAUGCACAAGCUCUUCAUGUGCCUGCUGUGUGGCAAGACUUUCACCCAGAAGGGCAAUCUCCACAGGCACAUGCGCGUCCAUGCGGGCAUCAAGCCCUUCCAGUGCAAGAUCUGCGGGAAGACGUUCACGCAGAAAUGCUCGCUGCUCGACCACCUCAACCUCCACAGUGGGGACAAGCCCCACAAGUGCAACUACUGUGACAUGGUGUUUGCACACAAGCCUGUCUUAAGAAAGCACCUCAAGCAGAUCCAUGGAAAGAACAGUUUUGACAAUGCCAAUGAAAGAAACCUCCAAGAGGUCACCAUAGAUUUUGACUACAGCAGGAUCCAAGACAGCAACACAGACAGUGAUCAAGCCUUGACCAUUGAAGAGCCCAUGUAGUCUUCAUUUCAUUUCGAACCCCGGAACACCGGUGUGCUCAGACAUUUUCAAAAUAGCUUUUUUCAGAAGGUUGAUACCAAAUGUUUUGUUUUGUUUUUUUACAGUACAGACCUCAGUUCAAAGCUGCAAAGAACGCUGUAGAAGAUUAUUUUAUUUCCUAGGUGUGUUCAUAGUGGAGUUAGAGGGCUUUCUUUCUGUCUUGUACAGGAAUGUACUUUAGGAUGUUCUUAUUUGCUGUAUCCUGUAGUAGUUGUUCCUGAAGGGAUUUUUAUAGCUCUCUUCUAUGUUCACUGGCAUAUUGUGUAGAACUAGAGAAAAACGUCUCUACAAAAAUAGUUUUGUAGAUGUUAGAUGACUCCAGCCAAAAUGCUCAAAUAGGAAAAAAUAUUCUAAGCACUUAUUCAGCAAUUACCAAUCCAGCUUUUGUGGCCAGUAUACAGUACGUCAUACAUAAACAGUUUUGUCCUUAGCGUCAACUUAGUGAUCCAAGCCAGACUGUCACAACCUCCUGUUGUGAUGCGAACCGUUUCGAUUUUAUUGCUUCUUUUAAGGAACUGUCAUGGAAAAACAUGACAAACCACUGUUUUUAAAUGGGCUCCUUCUGGCAUAAUUUUCCCACAGAACUGCAGUUCUCUGAAACGUCAAUGGGUGGUGAUGGGAAAAUUUGAUAACUAGGAAAAAAAAACAAUCAGUUUUGUGUUAUUGGUUCUGUCAGGAACAAAAACAAAACCCUCGAGUGUCUCUGCUCAGAGAGCAAAGGCUGGGAGAUGCUCUGUAUUGAAAUCUUUUAAUGUAUCAUCUCAUGUUCUGUGGAUCCUGACAUUUUAAUGAGGCGAUAGAAAGUUGGCAGAAGCAGGUUUUGGCAGAAAGCGUCUUGUCAGAAUGUUUCAGAAACUGCCUGUGCGCAUACAGUUGUGACGUUCUGAAUGGCUUUCGUCUGGUGAUCAUGCUGGCUUACCGUUCUUGCCUGUUCUGUACCAACUCACAGAACGAAUGGGAAGGACAGUAUCAGGAGGAAAGGAGAAAAUGCCAGUAAGCUGCGAGACCACUGUAAAGACUUUCACAAAAGAUUGAAAGUUUUACCACAGUGGAAAAGGAGAAUGCAAAAUCCAUAAAACAUGGCAGGUUGGAUAUUCUAUGACUCUAUAUACAGUAUAUUGAAACUGUGUUGUUUCAAAGACACUUUUCCAGGUGCUCUUCAGUGUGGAUUGUAGUUGUGAGAACGGGCUCGAUUAAAACUUUCUUUUUCAUCUUAGGAAAGGUGCAUUGAGAUUCUCUCAUAUAGCUUUUAGUCACAGAAACACAACCAGAAAUACAUUUAGCAGUUUUCGGGAUCAGUUAUUUUGAAAAACAAAACUACAGGAAGUUAAAUAAAUAAAAUAAUGACUUUUAAUCCUGUUCAAGUGUGCUUUUCAAUGAAUAAAGCUUGCUGUCCUUCUGCAUACAGGACCCCCUCUGGUUUGAA
Molecule: messenger RNA, 2955 nt
Organism: Lepisosteus oculatus (spotted gar)
Lineage: Eukaryota; Metazoa; Chordata; Actinopteri; Semionotiformes; Lepisosteidae
Gene: zbtb26
Product: zinc finger and BTB domain containing 26
Biological process (GO): regulation of transcription by RNA polymerase II
Molecular function (GO): DNA-binding transcription factor activity, RNA polymerase II-specific; protein binding; RNA polymerase II cis-regulatory region sequence-specific DNA binding
Source: RefSeq, a predicted model, not a curated record